Molecule: messenger RNA, 149 nt
Organism: Dentiscutata erythropus
Lineage: Eukaryota; Fungi; Glomeromycota; Glomeromycetes; Diversisporales; Gigasporaceae
Source: the annotation of a GenBank genome assembly
CUUUAUAUGAUAUUAAAGGAGUUUUCGAACUUGGAAAAUGUUAUACUGAAGAUUAUAAAGUUAAUAUAAGGGAUGAAUAUAUUCAACUAAGUGAAAGACCAACGGAAUUUGCAUUAAAAGAAAUCCUCAAUGAUGAAUACUUGAAUGAG